This is a messenger RNA of Penicillium vulpinum, 1071 nucleotides long. RefSeq lists its product as uncharacterized. Bases 1 to 1071 code for a protein of 356 amino acids. NCBI's taxonomy places the organism in Eukaryota, Fungi, Ascomycota, Eurotiomycetes, Eurotiales, Aspergillaceae. The record is from RefSeq and is a predicted model, not a curated record. The transcript has a single exon.
AUGGAUACUCCGAUGACCUAUCUCCCUUCGGAGGUGAGCGACAUUUUCAAUGCCAACAUCACGAUCCUCCAGACGGUGGCUAUGUUUGCAAUCGGAGCAUGGAACUCAUUGGAAGUCGUGAUAGGCAUAUUCGAGCGGUUCAAAAAGUAUCGUGGCCUAUACUUCUGGAGCAUGCAAAUUGCUGCCUGGGGAAUAUUGUUACAUGGCAUACCGGCUCAAAUUCGCUAUACGACAAAAGGCCCUGCCUUUGCCAUGUCAGUCCCGUUUAUCAUAGGCUGGAUCUGCAUGGUGACCGGACAAGCGGUAGUGCUGUAUUCAAGACUGCACCUCGUUGUGGCCGACGUCCGCCAUGUACGAUGGGUCCUAUGGAUGAUCAUAGGGAAUCUUUUCAUUCUUCACAUUCCCAUGACAGCCCUCUACUUUCUCAACUUUGGUAAUGCACAAUAUAUGCUGGCAGCAGCAAUCUACGACCGCUUCCAAGUGAUAGGAUUUGCCAUCCAAGACACGGUGAUUUGUGCCAUCUAUGUCCGCGAAGCAUACCGAGCGCUCAAACCCGUCGUCGAAUACAAAGGCAUCCAGGGGCGAGGAAUAAUCUAUCGAAUCAUCAUCGCCAAUCUCAUGGGAAUCCUGCUCAACGUAUUGAUGAUUAUCGCCGAAUUCAAACUGCACUACAUCGCCAUCAGCUUCAAGACAGUCGCCUACAGCAUCAAGCUGAAACUCGAAUUCCACGCCCUCAUGCAGCUCCGUGAGCUGACACGAACCUACCCCUGUGCUUUAUGCCAAGGGGCUAAUGGCAAUACUCGUUGUUCAAGCGAGGUCAAUAUCUUCGAUAUGUUCGCGCGCAAUUCCUCGUCACGGGAUACCGAGGUGCAGGCUAUCUCUGGUGCUACAGCGAUCGCCAGCCCGGCGCAUUCAGUCCGGCACAGCGACACAUACGAUUUCCAUGAGGCAAUGCGCGAGACCUUGUCGACUGUGAACUCUGAUGAGUCACAGCCAAGUCCUCGGCCUCGAAUCCAUUCGUCAGAUACACGGUCUACGGUUGAAAUGACAUUGCUCGAGCGCCCUAAGUAA